GCCAUAUUUGAACCAAGAAAACAAACAGAGAAAAAAUACAAGUUUAAAAAUUAAAUAUUUCUGCUUGAGUCCAUUAGAAUUAAAGCAAAUAUGACCUCCAGCUUGGAGGAUCCGACGCUUGAGCGCCACUUUAAGGGCCACAGAGAUACUGUAACUAGUGUUGACUUUAACCCUAACAUGAAACAGCUAGUGACAGGGUCGAUGGAUUCAAGUCUGAUGAUCUGGCACUUCAAGCAUCAUAUGAGAGCAUACAGAUUUGUUGGUCAUAAGGAUGCUGUUUUAUCAGUGAAGUUCUCUCCAUCUGGUCACUUGAUUGCUUCAGCAUCGAGAGACAAGACUGUCAGACUAUGGGUACCAAGUGUAAAGGGAGAGAGUACUGUGUUCAAAGCUCACACAGCAACUGUACGUAGUGUAGAUUUCUCAAGUGAUGGACAAUCAUUAUUGACGGCAUCAGAUGAUAAGUCACUCAAGAUUUGGACAGUCCACAGACAAAAGUUUCAAUAUUCCCUCAAUGCACAUAUGAAUUGGGUGCGAUGUGCAAAGUUUUCUCCAGAUGGACGGCUGAUAGUUUCUGGUAGUGAUGACAAGACGAUCAAACUGUGGGACAGAACUAGUAAAGAUUGUGUUCACACUUUUUAUGACCCUGGAGGCUUUGUCAAUUCAGUAGCUUUUCAUCCAAGUGGGACAUGUAUUGCAGCAGGYGGCACUGACAAUACUGUUAAAGUCUGGGAUAUUAGAAUGAACAAAUUAUUACAACAUUACCAAGCUCAUACCGGUGCAGUGAAUUCCAUGUCAUUCCAUCCUUCUGGGAAUUAUUUAGUUUCUGCUUCCAAUGAUACAACAUUAAAAGUGCUUGACCUGAUGGAGGGAAGAUUGUUUUACACGCUACAUGGACACCAGGGUCCUGCUACGAGUGUGGUGUUUUCUAGGAAUGGAGAAUACUUUGCAUCUGGUAGCUCUGAUGAACAGGUCAUGGUAUGGAAAACUAACUUUGACAAGAUUGAUUAUCAAGAAGUAUUAAAGGCCCAUAGGAAGAGGGCAGCACCAGGAUCUCCGUGCCAUACACAUGACCCUCCCCCACCUAGAACACCCCCUCGGCAUACUGUACCACAGAUCAGUGCAGCUGCUGAGCCAAAGGAUAUGGGCGCCCAAGACCCAGAAGUAGUAGAAGUAGGCCCUGCUAUGUUUUCCAUACCAAGACAACAAAGCAAGUUAGAUGAGUUUACAAGUCACAAUGGUCAACCCCCAGUAGGACUUGGUGGGGUAGUAAAUGAUCCUCCUAUGACAACCCCCCUGGAGAGAAGGGAUAUUCCUCCCCAGUUAGCAAACACCCUGGAACAUAUUGUGGGACAACUUGACGUUUUAACACAGACUGUGUCUAUCCUUGAGCAAAGACUUUCUAUGACAGAAGAUAAGUUGAGAGAAUGCCUUGACAACCAGCAGAAAAUCAGUCUCCAGAUAAGACCAAACCAGUAAACUAAUGUAUCAUACAAUGACUAACAAUGCUUUAUUCCAAUUAUAUAUAGGUACGUGGUGUGUUAAUGUAAAUAUUUUGAACUGUAGUGUGGAAUACAUCUCAUAUCAAAAUU
Actinia tenebrosa (Australian red waratah sea anemone) is the source of this 1589-nucleotide messenger RNA. RefSeq lists its product as uncharacterized. The record is from RefSeq and is a predicted model, not a curated record. Lineage: Eukaryota; Metazoa; Cnidaria; Anthozoa; Actiniaria; Actiniidae. Gene Ontology annotation, molecular function: protein binding.